Molecule: messenger RNA, 917 nt
Organism: Salvia miltiorrhiza (redroot sage)
Lineage: Eukaryota; Viridiplantae; Streptophyta; Magnoliopsida; Lamiales; Lamiaceae
Product: nitrogen regulatory protein P-II homolog
Exons: 8
Coding region: 158-778 (206 amino acids)
Biological process (GO): regulation of nitrogen utilization
Cellular component (GO): cytosol; chloroplast thylakoid
Molecular function (GO): enzyme regulator activity; ATP binding
Source: RefSeq, a predicted model, not a curated record
AUUUAAAAGCUUAUAUUUAAAAUCUUAUAAGGGGAGCCAAACUCCUCUUUGAUUGUUCUGUUGUAACAAAGUGGAAGUUAUAACAAAGAUCAAUUAACCGCAAAUCAUCAAUAAUUUGCUUCCCACAUCUUUCACCAGCUGCUCUCGAGAUCCUCCCAUGGCGGCGUCCACCGCGAUUGCAAAUUCCUCCGCCGCUCUCGCCGCCGUUAACUCUCGCCACCACCUCUGCCCUAAAUUUGCCUCCAUUUCACUCAUCCACGGCCUUCGAGAAUUCCGCCCUUCUCCGCUCGGUCUCGCACAUCAUUGCGCUACAAAUGGUUCUUCUCUACCGAUUAUUAGAGCUCAGAAUUCUCCAGCUUACAUACCUGAGGCCAAUUUCUACAAAGUUGAGGCAAUUCUGAGACCGUGGAGGAUCCAACAGGUUUCUUCGGCAUUGUUGAAGAUGGGAAUUCGUGGGAUUACAGUUUCUGAUGUACGAGGCUUUGGUGCUCAAGGUGGCUCAGCAGAAAGACAGGCUGGCUCUGAGUUUUCUGAAGACAAUUUUGUCGUGAAAGUAAAGAUGGAGAUUGUUGUGAGCAAAGAUCAGGUCGAAGAAAUCAUUGCAAAGAUAAUCGACGAGGCAAGAACCGGAGAGAUAGGAGAUGGCAAGAUUUUCGUGAGCCCCGUGGCCGACAUAAUAAGAGUUCGUACAGGUGAGCGAGGGGAGAAGGCGGAAAGGAUGACAGGCGGACGUUCUGAUAUGUUCUCCGUUGGAUCCUCCUCUACUGGAGCCCGCUAGAACUACUUAACCUUUUUGUUGUCUGUCGCUGUUGGAAAUUUUGAACCUUUUGUUGUGAGAUUUUGAUAUAGUUUCUACUAUAGAACAAAUCAACAAGAAAACAGUGCAUAAAUUCAAUAUUUCAGACAUAUUUCUUGUU